CCUCUGAUGCCCACAACGGUUUUGAUUUAAGGGAAAAAUACCGGUACUUUGCUUGUUUGCUGAGAGCCCGAUUUGAAGAGCAUAAGAAUGAGAAGGACAUGAUGAAGGCUACACAGCUGCUGCAGGAGGCGGAAGAGGAAUUCUGGCAAAAUCAGCAUCCUCAGCCGUACAUCUUCCCGGACUCUCCCGGGGGCACCUCCUAUGAGAGAUACGAAUGCUACAAGGUGGGUGAUGGCUGCUGCAUGUGCGUAGCAGCUGCUUCUCGAGAGACCUCAGCUCUGGAGACCCUGCGUGUGCCGUUUGAGCAGUGGCUAAGCUUUCCCUGACAGCUCAGCUCUUUC
Cricetulus griseus (Chinese hamster) is the source of this 341-nucleotide messenger RNA. The record is from RefSeq and is a predicted model, not a curated record. Lineage: Eukaryota; Metazoa; Chordata; Mammalia; Rodentia; Cricetidae.